AUGGGUUCGGCUUCUAAGCCAUCUCCGACGGCGGCCGCGCCUAGCCGGCGUAAGGUAGCGCUCUGCCUGACGCUCCUCACCCUGCAGUACGGCGCCCAGCCCCUAAUCUCCAAGCGCUGCAUCCGGCAAGGAGUCAUAGUGACUUCAUUAGUUCUUGCAAUUGAAUUCUUAAAGGUUAUAUGCGCGGUCAUUUUAUUGGUGGCAGAGGGUAGUCUGAAGGCGCAAUUCAGUAAUUGGAGUCUUGUUGGAUCACUGACUGCAUCAGGACUUCCUGCUGCCAUCUAUGCACUUCAGAAUAGCCUGUUGCAGAUAUCAUACAAGAAUUUGGAUUCCCUGACCUUUUCAAUCCUUAACCAGACCAAGCUAUUAUUCACAGCAUUCUUCACAUAUCUUAUUUUGGGGCAAAAACAAUCACCCAAACAAAUUUUAGCAUUAGCCCUCUUAAUCACUGCGGCUGUCCUUUUAAGCAUUGGGGAGAGUAGCAGGAAAGGUGCAAGUGGUGGUAGCUCUGAUUAUGUCUUACUCUAUGGAAUCCUUCCUGUUACUGUUGCAUCUGUGUUGUCUGGUUUGGCCUCUUCGUUAUGUCAGUGGGCAUCUCAGGUUAAAAAGCAUACAUCUUACAUGAUGACUAUCGAGAUGUCAUUUAUUGGGAGUAUGUGCUUGUUGGCAAGUACCUUUCAGUCACCAGACGGAGAAGCCCUGAGAAUAUAUGGUUUUUUCCAUGAAUGGACUUUAUGGACAGUGAUACCAGUGUUAAUGAAUGCUGUCGAUGGGAUUCUUGUUGGUCUUGUCACAUCAUAUGCAGGAGGUAUUAAAAAGGGUUUUGUGAUUGUCUCGGCUCUCCUCGUAACUGCAUUACUCCAGUUUAUAUUUGAUGGGAAGCCGCCAUCACUGCAUUGCCUGGUGGCACUGCCACUUGUUAUGACAAGCAUAUUCAUUUACCAGAAGUAUCCGUACGUUGACAGUAAGAAGAAAGACAGAUAA
Triticum turgidum subsp. durum (durum wheat) is the source of this 984-nucleotide messenger RNA. The record is from the annotation of a GenBank genome assembly. Lineage: Eukaryota; Viridiplantae; Streptophyta; Magnoliopsida; Poales; Poaceae.